Molecule: messenger RNA, 1539 nt
Organism: Aspergillus nomiae NRRL 13137
Lineage: Eukaryota; Fungi; Ascomycota; Eurotiomycetes; Eurotiales; Aspergillaceae
Product: serine-leucine-rich repeat protein
Exons: 1
Coding region: 1-1539 (512 amino acids)
Biological process (GO): protein monoubiquitination; protein polyubiquitination
Molecular function (GO): ubiquitin protein ligase activity
Source: RefSeq, a predicted model, not a curated record
AUGCGUUUCGUUUAUUCUACUGUUGCCUUGACGGCAACAGCUCUCGCAGUCCCGGUGACUGUUCCUUCUACCUAUCACCGUACUUCGACGGUCCCUGGGAAGGUUCUUGAGGCUUCCAACCCGGCUGGAGAUGGUCAGUUGACGGCUCGGACUUUCGGCCCAUUGAUCAACUGGAUCGGACAGCUUAAGGGAGGAAGCUCCUCCUGUGAGGAAUGUGCAGCUGGCGAAAGAACCGGCUCCGACAUGAGUGUCAGCAUUGACAGCAGUUCCGAGGAUUGUGAUGACGAGUCCUCCAGCAACGGGAACUCGAACAGCAACUCGAACAGCAACUCGAACAGCAACUCGAACAGCAACUCGAAUUCCAACAGCAACUCGAACUCGAACAGCAACUCGAAUUCCAACAGCAACUCGAACUCGAACAGCAACUCGAAUUCGAACUCGAACAGCAACACCUCUGGCAGCAGCACUGACAGCGGUAGUAUGCCCCCUGGUGGUAUGCCCCCCUCUGGCGGCACUCCUCCUUCUGGCGGUAUGCCUCCCUCUGGCGGUACUCCUCCCUCUGGUGGCACUCCUCCUUCCAGCGGCACCCCUCCCUCUGGCAGUACUCCUCCUUCUAGUGGUACUCCUCCCUCGGGAAGCACCCCCCUACUGGUGGCACUCCUCCCAGCGGCGGUGAUAUGGAUUGCGAGGAAGGUGACAGUUCCUGCACUCCCAGCGGCGAUGAUACAGAGUGCGAGGAAGGCGACAGUUCUUGCACCCCUCCCAGCGGCGGUGAUGCAGAUUGCGAGGAAGGCGACAGCUCCUGCACGCCCCCUACCAGCGGCACUCCUCCCACUGGUAGCACUCCUCCUUCCAGCGGCACCCCUCCAUCUGGCAGCACCCCUACUAGCGGCACUCCCCCUACCGGUGAUGUCCCAACUGGCAGCGGUACUCCCUCCCAGCUCUGGCACUGAAACUGGCAAAGAGACCGGCGAAGAGACUGGUGGCUCCCCUCCCACUAGCGGCACUCCCCCAACUGGCAGCACUCCUCCUUCCAGCGGUACUCCUCCAUCUGGCAGCACUCCCCCUACUAGCGGCACUCCCCCUACCGGUGAUGUCCCAACUGGCAGCGGUACUCCCCCCAGCUCUGGCACUGACACUGGCAUCACCACUGGCGAAGAGACUGGCACUUCUACUGGCGGCUCCCCUCCCACUGGCGGUAAGCCUCCUUCCGGCAGCGGUACUCCUCCCAGCUCCGACACCGAGCCCUGUGAAGUCUGCGAGAAGGGCAACAACUCUGGCAACAACUCCGGCAACAACUCCGGCAGCUCCUCUGGCAGCUCGUCCUCUUCCUCUUCCUCGUCGUCCAGCAGCAGCUCCAGCUCCAGCUCCAGCUCCAGCAGCUCCUCCAGCAGUUCAUCCAGCAGCUCCUCGAGCAGCUCCAGCUCCGGCUCGUCCAGCGGCAACCACGCCUCAGCCAACGCUUCUGGCCCCAACGACUGCGCCGAGUGCGAAGUCUCCGUAUCUGUCUCUCCUGAGGACUGCGAGGACUUCGAGUAA